Gryllus bimaculatus (two-spotted cricket) is the source of this 1485-nucleotide messenger RNA. The record is from the annotation of a GenBank genome assembly. Lineage: Eukaryota; Metazoa; Arthropoda; Insecta; Orthoptera; Gryllidae.
CUACCUAUUGUUAUUCCAUGGAUUUCAACACGUCACUUCCGUGGAAAGGAACGAUCGCUGGUUGGUAGCCUUGAUACUUUCAUUUCCUGCGUGGCCGUGUAGAGGAGAACAGCGCUUAGUGCGGCUGGGUAACCUGAAACCAAGAUGAGUUCUAAAGUUUCCCGUGACACGCUCUAUGAGUGUGUGAGAGAAGUGUUGCGGCAUUCCCAAGAAAAGAAGAGGAACUUCUUGGAAACUGUGGAGAUCCAGAUUGGCCUGAAGAAUUAUGAUCCUCAAAAGGAUAAGCGUUUCUCGGGCACUGUAAAGUAUGUUGAAUUCACCUAAGCUUGAGGUGCUUUUAUUGUUCAAAAUUUUGAGGGAAGUUUUCAUAUUUAUCAUAAAUAUUACCAUAAGAACACCUCAUUGCUUUAGGAAGCCAGGUUUUACUUGGCGGACCUGUACCCAGGGUCUUAAAAUAAUUGGGGAGGUCAUUAGUGUUAAGCUUUUGACCAUAUAAAGUCCUGAGUUACCAAAAGUUUUUGGUAAGUAGAACAAGGUUUUCAGAAUAAGUUUUUCUUGAACACUGAAAGAGCUAGUCCCGAAUUAUAAAGAAAAUCAAAGUUGUCUAUCCAUGCUCCUCAAAAUCAGAGGUACAAUUAGUAUUAUUAAUGGUAGUGACCUACAAAUUGAUUAGGAUUAAAGUUUAAUUUUUGUUAAUUUUAUCCUGGUUAUAUCAGUCAAGAUGAUUGCACUCUUACUAGCCUAUAAAUAGUAUGUUUUGGGGCUGAGAAGAGUGCACAUAUUAAGGGACAUGUAGACAGCCUUUGUAGUUUUCUGCCAAGGUUCAUAAAUGCACCCACAGAAGUUAUUUCACCAACAGUAGCUAUUUCUUAAUGAGUAAAUCAAUCAUUUCUUGUAACGUUAUUUUAACUCUGUUUAGGUUAAAGCAUAUUCCCCGUCCUAAGAUGCAAGUGUGUAUAUUGGGUGACCAACAACAUUGUGAUGAGGCGAAGGCCAAUAAUGUACCCUUCAUGGACGUGGAAGGCUUGAAGAAAAUGAACAAAAACAAAAAACUUGUAAAGAAGUUAGCCAAGAAGUAUGAUGCUUUUUUGGCCAGUGAAGCACUAAUUAAGCAGAUUCCCAGACUGCUGGGUCCUGGCUUGAACAAAGCAGGCAAAUUUCCUGGGUUAUUGUCGCACCAGGAAGGAAUGAUGGCAAAGAUUGAUGAAGUAAAGGCAACUAUCAAGUUUCAAAUGAAGAAGGUUUUGUGUCUGUCUGUCGCAGUUGGUCAUGUAGGAAUGACUGAAGAUGAACUUGUACAAAAUGUCCAUUUGGCAAUCAAUUUCUUGGUAUCUUUGUUGAAAAAACAUUGGCAAAAUGUGCGUUCGUUGCAUGUAAAAUCCACAAUGGGACCUCCCCAGAGACUGUAUUAAAUGGUUAAUAAAACAAUGAUUCUGAUGGAUGAAUGUCUAUUGAUUUGACCUUUCUUCCUUAGAUCCUUUUAUU